GCGACCGGAGAGAUCCCAUCAUCCCGCAUUCCGUGCGCUAGUGUGGAGCGGUUCUGUUGAGUUUUUUCCCGGUCGGCGCCCCCCAGUCGUCAGUGCUGCGGCGGCGGAAAAACUUGCGGGAUUCGAUUUGAUUCGCACGGCCACACUGUGUUUGCUGCGUGGAAAGUGUAGUGUGCCGUGCGUUGUGACACUGCUGUGGUCUGUGGUGCAUCAAAGAUCAGCGUCCAGCGCGUCCAGAGCGUUCAAGCCUGUGUGCGAUUUAGUGACACGAUCGUGUGAUCAACGACGGCAAAAGAAGCGAAGCAAGAGAGAGAGAGAGAGCUCGAAAGUGUGGAAGCAACAAAAAAAGAAGCUCUGUGUGUGUGCGUGUGUGUUUGUGUGGGAGAGAAAUGUUCGGCACCGAUCCUCACGGGAUCGUGAUUUUUUGCGCCCUCGUGCAGUGGUGUCGACGGUUUGGCGAAUGAUAUUUCUGUAAAGUGGUGUGGCUUGUUGUUGUUGUUGUUGUUAUUGCCUACGAAAGAGUGAUACGCAAGCAAGCAAGCAGAAAGCGGAGAAUUUAACGCCACGACGUGUGUUAGUGCUGUUAUUGUUGCUACCCCUGGGGGGCUUCCCUUCCCCGACAUUUCGGUUGCAUUCGGCGUGUGAUCGCCUCUCGUCCGUGCAGAUCGAAAUCGCCCGAGUUCAAUUCUCUGCCUUGAGGCAGAUUGUGCGUGUGUGUGAUUCUGUGCGUUUUUGUGUUUUUUUUUUCUUAUUCCGUUCGGUUUAUGGUUCGCGCUUCGCCGUCGUCUACAAAUGCGUGUGUCACCACACCCGAGAAUGAAACGUGUCGUUCUACGUUUGUAUUGAAAAUUUUGCAUUCACAUGCUUUUCCAUUGCUUUUUGUUUUCCCCAAUUUCCAACAAUCGCUACAUUACACACCAAUGCUGAGUGGUCAAAGUUGGGCAAAAAGGCAGUAAAUAUUUGCGACACGAAAGCGAGGAACAGGUGCAACACCCGGGGAGAGCGAGCGGGAGAGUUCUGAACGGUGUCUGAUGCACUUUUGUCAAUUGCAUUUCAAUGCAAUUCCCCUUUUUGAAACUCCUAUCAGUGCAUGUGUGUGUGUGUGUGUGUGUGUGUGUGUGUGUUUGUUUGUUUGAGCGCGUGUGAGCAUGGUAGUGAACGUGUGUGUGUGCGUGUGUGCAAGCCCACUGAUUGAUGAUCGAUUUCAGCCGAAUCACGCUGCAACGUGUGACAAAUACGUCAACGCAAAAAAAAAAAAAAUCUCGCCGCCUAAUCGGGUGAGCGCGAAAAGGCGGUGUAAAUCGUACAGGAACGUGAAGCAAAAGCGAGAGAGAAGAGAGAUGUAAUGCAAACAAAUUUUUCACUUUUUUUUGUGCGCGCGUGUGUGUGUGUGUAGUAUUUUGAAAGGCGAGGGAUAAUAGUGCACGCGGAAAAUCCAUGCACGGAAACGCUUGCCACCCAUUCGGGGCGGCGUGAUUUGACACUUGAGCCUCCCACGACCCGGCUUUACCCGUCUGUAUGUGUGCGUGCGUGUGUGUGUGUGUGUUUGUUUGUGGAUCCCUUUCUUGUUACAUGAAAAAUGGAUAGGUUCAAUGACACGGCUCCUCAUGCGGUGUGAGCGAGCAGGCGAGCGAGCGAGUGAGUGAGCGAGCACGAAUGAGAGAGAGAGAGAGAGAGAGAGAGAGAACGGAGAACGGUAGUGUGAGAUGGGUGCGUGUUUUUUUUGUUUCUCCCUGUGUGCCGUAUGUGUGUAUGUGUGAGUCGUAUGAAUCAGCCUUUGAAAUCUUCCUUCCAAGGGUGGCAGAACGAAUGAAAGAGAACGAACGAAGCCCCCCGCGCGAUUGACCAGCAGGCGGGCUGUGAGUGUGAGCGAAAGAGAGAAGAGGCAGCAGAAAGCGUGAGCGAGAGAAUUGAAGGAAAGAAGCGCACACACACACACACACACACAUACGCAGAGCACAGUCGCAUGGACCAGCAAGCUCCAACAAUGCACACUUCCACGCAGACAGACGAUGCGUUCCCAUAGUGAAACCGUCAAACGUCAAGCAAUCGAGAGCAAAAGAAAUAGGCAAAUCGAGAGAGAGAGAGAGUGAAGGAGAGAGAGCGCGCGAGAAACUAGCAUCCCUUAUCCGCUCCCCCGUUUUUCCCAAACCCGGUCUAACCCAUCGGUUGCUAGAUCAACCGAGCUAAACGCUAACCAAAUAUUCAUCCCCCGAGCGGCGCAGGUUCGGACAGCUUCUAACACGCUCGGGAUGUCAGUCGGGGAAGCAGACGGGGCUGACCAAACGUGGCCACACUCGCUUGAACAAUUAUCACCAGCACCUCCCCUCCCCUUAAGGCACGCUAAAACCUUGUCUGUGGUGGUAGGCUUUACCUCAGGCCGACCCAGCGUUGCCCAGCUUUGAUAAGUGCAGUGAGCAGAGGCUACACUCAUACCAUGAAAAGCUGGGGGGAGCGUUUGUCACUGAGCGUUGAUAAUGGAACAUUCAGCUAGGAAGCGUAUCACCUAGCGGGGCUGUGUCGGUGUCUGUGAUUUGCCGGCCUGUACCUGUUCGCUUAUCGUCGCUGAUAUCGGAAUCGCUGGUUCGAUUAGGGCAGAGAUAGUGGGGUGAAGAGGGGGGUUAAUACCCGUACACUACAACACAUUGGAAUACAGCUGGUCUGACCCGUGGGCACGCAUAAACACUGGACUCAGUACCAGAGGGAACGUGCACACAUGGUGGUUUUUUUUAAGAUUUAAAUCCCCUUUUUAUUAAUCGGGCCUAACGCAUCGUAACGCACCGUAACGCAUCUUAAUUUUGACAGUCAGCCACAAAGUUUUGACGGAUGGGUUUGUUUUGGUUUCGGUAUUUUCCGUUUGAUGAGAGUCUUUUUGGGAAAAUUCACUUGCCCCAAGCUCCCCAUCUCCUACCCUCCCGAGUUGGAGUCCUUCUGGUGCAGUUGCUGAAUUUGUACAGGAUUUUUUGCCUCCGCACUCCACCGCAGGAUACGGUUUUAUAUGUAUACAUAUACACACACACAUGCACACACGAUCGCGCGCACUCUCGCCACAGUGUCAAUGAACUCGCGCUCAGCAUGUCGCGCCGGUGGGUUGUUCGCGCAAACACGCGGUACGCCUUCGCUUGCCUUACCCCAAAAUUUGCUCCCAACUUUUUACACUAACCACCACCGCCGUUCCUCCUGUCUCGCAUCGAGUCACGCACUGUCUCCGUUUCUCUGUUUUCUCUUCCUCUCUCUCUCUCGCUCUCGCCUUCUCUUUACUGUUGUUCCUUCGUUGUUGGGUUUGGGUGAUCCUCGGCGGCCUGGAUCCUAGCAGCCUGCCAGCUCUGCUUGUUCAUUGGUCCAGCAAGUGCUAAGUGAAACGCAUCGCGCUACAUUCUGAACAACCACGCGGGGCCAUUCGUGUGCAGUGACGGCCCUCACAGAGAGAAAGAGGGAGAAAUAAACAGGGUAAAAGUGCACCGAAACGAACCCCGGCCAAAGUAAAAGCCGGAAGGGCGCGCUCUGAGUGCCCCAGUGCCUAGCGAACGUGAAAACAAUUGUGUCAACACCCGGCGGCUUCAAAUUGAGAUGCAAAUGAGCUUUGCUGGGGCUUUACCGGCUCGCGAUUGCGGAACUGAUUUACCGAAUUGCAUAAUUUCCACAGAAAACGUACAACCCUUCUCAGUGAGUGUGUGAUGUGAAUAAAUAUUAUAAAUCAAUUAAAAAUCAACAAAAAAGCAGAAGAAAAGAACAUCGUGUCAGUGUCCGGCAGAUUGAUAUAAUUAUAAAAAAGUGAUUCAUAAAACGCUCUGCGUCAUAAGAGCACCUAUACCAAGAGUUGCUUGCAGCAAUCAACAGUUUCGUGCGUCGCAGCUCCUCUUCCAUUCAGAAUUCGUCGGCCGGGAAGUAACAAACCCGCUGCAAGGAUGACUGUCGAAUGUAUUGAGGAUUUGUAUCCCACUUAAGCCCACCCCCUGUCCAGCUGGUGCAAAUGCCAGCACAGGGUAAACCCACUAACUGUGUGCGCAAAGUGUGGAGCGACUGUGACCGUGCGAAGACGAAUACGAUUAAAAAGUGAAGAGAGAGUAAAAAACAAAACCAAAUUAGUGCGAAACGAUUUGCUGUGGGCAAAAAAGGGCCUACAGCCCCUGACCGAACCUUUCGGGUUGCGGUACGUGCGGUUGUACCGCUCCGUAAAGCAACGCCAACAAAAACCUAACCUACCUCACCAGUGUUGCACACAUCAUCAACCCACUACUCCCGAACAAACGCUAUUUGCUGGCAAAUGGAUGACGGAGAAUUUUUGGACCUGUUCAGUCAAUCCUGGAAUGGCAAAUACCACGCGGCGGCCAACCGAGCAGGCGACGAACCGGCCGGCAUCGGAGCGGCGGCGGGUGGCGGGACAGGUGCCGCCGCCGGCUACACCAACUCGGCGGCGGUGGCAGCGGCCGCCACCGCAGCCGCUACAGCCGCCGCCAUGGCCGUCGCGCCCAAGCUCACCACGCGGCUUAUGCAGCCCCAGCCCGGCUCGACGGCGGGCGGAUCGCAGGGGCUGUACGCGGGCACCAAACACUUCCUUGCGCACCUACCCCCGAACCACAAGCAGCAACCGAGCGCUGCGAGCGCCACCAGCGCGGCAGCGUCGACGGCCAGUGCUAGCCGUCACGCGGCACCGUCACCCUUCGGUGUACCCCCGGCCGGUGCCCAAACGACUGAUUUACGUGAUACAAACCUAGGGCCUUUAAGAAAUACCACUAGCAGUAGUACCAGCAGCAACACAACCAACACCAGCACCAGUGCGGCAAACAACAGCAGUGGCAGCAGCAGUGGCAGCAGUAGCAAUACCAGCAACAGUCACGCCAACGGUGCGCAGCAUCUGUUGGGCGGCGGCAGUAGCUUUGCGCGUGAGACGCGCGAAUUUCCCAAGCUGAGCCAUCGGUUGCUGCAGCCGCUAAACCACACGCUCGACCAGGGCCCGGCCCAGGGCGGGUCCGGCGGUUCCGGCCACGCGGCGAUGGUACGCCAGGAGGAACAGGACUACAACGCAUUCUGCUCAACGCUGUCGGCGGUCGCGUCGAUGGCGGCAGCCUCGCUGGCGAUGGAGGAUGAGGACCUGGCGGACAGUACGACGCCACCGCCGCAACCGUUCACCGCGGGGGGUUUGCUAGCGGCCGGGCUGGCAGGCAAUGGUACCGGCGGUGGCGGUGGCAGCGCCGGUGACGCGAAUGGUGGCAGUGUGGAAGGUGAUCUCGGCCCGAACGGGGAACUGUUGGGUUUGAACGGUCAUCAGCAUGAGAAAAAGACUCCCAAUUCAAUUAGAGCUCAAAUCGAGAUCAUACCGUGCAAGGUGUGCGGCGACAAGUCGUCCGGGGUGCAUUACGGUGUGAUCACCUGCGAGGGCUGCAAGGGCUUCUUCCGAAGGUCGCAGAGCUCCGUCGUCAACUAUCAGUGCCCGCGUAACAAGCAGUGCGUGGUGGAUCGGGUCAACCGAAAUCGAUGCCAGUACUGUCGACUGCAAAAGUGCCUAAAACUGGGAAUGAGUCGUGACGCUGUCAAAUUCGGACGCAUGUCCAAGAAGCAACGGGAGAAGGUCGAGGACGAGGUACGGUUUCACCGGGCUCAGAUGCGCGCACAAAAUGACGCCGCCCCGGACAGCUCCGUGUUCGACACGCAGACACCUUCCAGCAGCGAUCAGUUGCAUCACGGUUACAAUGGCUACACAUAUUCGAACGAGGUCGGCUACAGCAGCCCGUACGGCUACUCGACCUCGGUGACGCCGCAGCAAACGAUGGGCUACGACAUCUCGGCCGACUACGUGGAUAGUACAACAACUUAUGAACCAAGAAGUACGAUGAUAGACUCAGAUUUCAUAAGUGGACACAACAAGGAUGGCUCGCCGGAACAAAACCGAGCGAUCACGCUCAACGAUAUCCGGUUGGCGCGCGUACAGCAAACGACCGCCACCACGACGACCGGUGUCGGGCAGGGCGGUAGUGAUGUGAUCGCCGACGGUGUCAAUGAUGGUGGUGGUGGUGGUGGUCCCCGAGGUUUGACACCCCAGCAGCAACAGCAACAGCAGCAACAGCAAGCGCAUCAACCGGCACAAACGGCCACGCAUACGCUCCCACCACAGCAACAGCCGCAGCCGGCUGCGGCACUGGCAAACCAUCAAACCACCGGCAACGGCAACACCACUACCAGCAAUAGUACAAUUAUCACCAUCAAGCAGGAGCAGCUUACCAACGUUGAUAGCCUUGUUGGUAGCUUUGUCGAUUCAACAACCUUCUUGCCAUCGCCACCGGCCAGCCAACAGCAGCAGCAGCAGCAGCAACAUCCACACCAUCAGCCACAACAGCUGGGCAGUGCGGCACAGAUGGUGACGUCCAAUGGGGUCGGCGGCCUGGCCGGUGUACCGACGGCGACGGCCGUGGUGGCAGUGGCCGCAACCACCGUCCCAACGCCCGUCACUGGAUCAGAUGUCACUGGUAGUAGCAUUAGACGGAACGACUGCUGCCAGACUGCGGUCGCACCGGGUGGCACCGGGUCGGAUGGUAUUGCGCACUCCGCACAGGCUCACCAUCACCAUCACCAGAACACGCCGGUCUCGUUCGGCGAGGAUGAUAGCUCCUGCGAUUCGCACACACGAUGGGCCGAAGGUGAUAUCAACGACGUGCUGAUAAAGACCCUUGCAGAAGCGCACGCAAACACCAACCACAAGCUAGAGAUAGUGCACGAAAUGUUCAGAAAACCACAGGAUGUUUCCCGCUUACUCUACUACAAGAACAUGACCCAGGAGGAGCUAUGGUUGGACUGUGCGGAGAAGCUAACGGCCAUGAUCCAGCAGAUCAUUGAGUUCGCCAAGCUGAUACCGGGCUUCAUGCGGUUAAGUCAAGACGAUCAGAUUUUACUCCUCAAAACGGGCUCGUUCGAGCUGGCAAUCGUGCGCAUGUCUCGACUGAUGGAUCUCUCAACCAACUCCGUGCUGUACGGUGACAUUAUGCUGCCGCAGGAAGCCUUCUACACGUCCGACUCGUUCGAGAUGAAGCUGGUCGCGUGCAUAUUCGAGACGGCGAAAAGUAUUACGGAGCUGAAACUGACCGAAACGGAGCUGGCGCUCUAUCAAAGUCUGGUGCUACUGUGGCCUGAACGAAAUGGUGUACGAGGAAACACGGAAAUCCAGCGGCUGUUUAAUAUGAGCAUGUCCGCGAUCCGGCAGGAGAUUGAAGCGAACCAUGCACCGCUCAAAGGCGACGUGACGGUGCUCGAUACGUUGCUCAACAAAAUCCCCACCUUCCGUGAGCUCUCGAUCAUGCACAUGGAGGCGUUACAGAAGUUCAAACAGGAUCACCCGCAGUACGUUUUCCCGGCACUCUACAAGGAACUGUUCUCGAUCGACUCGCAGCAGGACCUGAUGACAUAACAGGAUGAUCAUGGCUACCAUCAGCCGGCACAGCAGCAGCAGCAGCAGCAGCAGCAGCAGCAGCAGCAGCAGCAACACCAUCACCCCCAUCAGCAGCAACAGCUACACCAUCAGCAGUCGUCGCAGACACAUUAUCAGCAGCAGUCGGCAAUCGGCACAAUAUCGCACGAUGCUACCCAGCCACCGCUGUCGCUGCCACCGCCGCCGUACCAACAUUCCUCGUCGGCAUCAUCAGCCUCCUCGCUAUCGUCGUGCGAUCGCCGGGAGGACACACUCGUUGCGAGCGAGCUGGACGAAGCAAUAGGACCCGCGUCGGUAACGGAUAGCAAUACGAGCAAUGGCAACAAUACGUUCAUCAUCAUCAUCCAGAACGAUGGCGGCGUUGGCGAGGGACCCGUCUAGCGGCGUAAACUCUCAACUGAACUGCUCAAAACAAUGGGUGGGACGCGGUUAGCUAGUAAGACGCGCUGGGGCUGGGGCGUGCCGAGGACGAACACGAGACGACAAAACACAGACAACACAAAACUGGCGGAACAAAGCCCAUGAAAAUUAGGACAGCAAAUAGUAAGAGCAUAAAAAUAAGGAAGGGAAAUCCACUCACAGCAAAAGCAAGAGGACGGAACGCGCGAGUGUCCAGUUUGGUGAGCCAAACACACACACACACAUACACGAGGAAUGCCUAGUUAUGCACCCUUAGCAAUUGUUGAUGUAAAUGAAUUUACAAGAUUUGUUAUAUUAUUUUAAUAACGCGUAAGUCGAUAAACACUGACGAUUAAGCAUAGGAAAGGAAUGGGGGUUAGGAGUGCGAGGUGGCAUGGCUAGGAUGUGCCGCGUGUGGGCAGACAGCACGCCCCGGAGUGGACGUGGAGGGGGUGGGAAAGGAAAUGUAUUUUAAAUUAUUUUCCUUUCUGCUUUUUCCUUCUGCUUAUUUUUUUUUACAUGGUAUAUUUGUGCCUCGAUCAUGGAUCAUAAUACUGAUCGUUUGUUUUCUAUUGUCUAUUUUUAAACAAGAUUUAUUUCUUUUAUUUUUUAACAAACACACUCACACACACACACAAACGACGCAAGUACACCCCUAUAUACAAACGAGGACUCACCCAAGCGACUGUAGACUGUGUCGUUGUCGUUCCACAAGGUGUAAGAUGUGAAGUUUAAGCACAUAGAAGGACCGUACCGAUGGAAGAAAGUUGAGGCAAGUACACAGACACACAAACACACACAUAGAUACACACACAAACAAUUUAUAAAAAAGUGCAAUGAUCAGUCGAUCAGAAGGAGCAGGCGCUGCAGUGCGCUUUAGUAUGAUUUUGCACAACGGUCACGAGGUGCAGUUUUGGAAUAGGCUUAAGGUGCGUUUUGUGGCACGGUUUUUUUGUUAGUUUUGUGUCUUUUGGCCGUUUUUUUUCGGGCGGAAGGUUGUAAGCAGUUCUAUUCUCUUAUUUCUUCGUAAUCGCGGCUAACGUACAAAUAUGAUUUGGUUUACUUUUUUGUUUAAUUUGUUUUUUGUUUUUCUUUACGGAUGGUGAAAGACGAAGCGAUUAGUAGGGCGUUAGGAAAAUUUUGGAACCCGCGCGGAAGAGUGCGUUAUUGCGCCCGCCACCGGCUCCUGUGCAACUGAAUAGUCUGAUUUCUUUAGUUAAUAUAGUCUGUCCGAAUGGAGGAUGAGAGAAACCUUUUUUUUUGGUAUCGAACAGAAGAAAACGCAGCGUGUGGCGUGUUUGUUAUACGCGAAGCUGUUUUUGGCCACCAAACACAAACAGAACAGAAUCUCUUCUCUUUGUUUCUCUCUUUCGUUUAGGGUUGCUUACCGUGUAUGUGUUUUACCUAUUGUUUUUUACUUUUCCGUUCUAUUUCUAACUGUCCUUUCCUUAGAGUAAGUGACUAAGUAUACCUUUCCUUCAUCCGGUGUUUGCUGGCCGAAGUAACAUUUUGAAACACUGAGUGUGAGUAUGUGUGUGUGUGUACGUGUGACGAAAUCAAGCAAACGAUGAAUAGAUUCCACGUUUUAGGGAAAAAAACAACCACCAAAUUCUUAGCCCAGUAAAAUCCUUGUUGGUUCAAGAUGGACGUUCCCUUUUCGGUUCAGUAUUAGAUCGCUAACGAAAAAGGAAUCUUAUCAAAAGAAGAAACCCACUCAAACUCAAACUUCAAUCUGGUCAAAUAAUCGACCCUUUUUGGCAUCCGAAAAGAUUCGAUUGGAGACCCUUUGAAGGAUUUUUAAGCCUAUUAACUGUUGAGGAAUUGUUUGCAUAGUUUCUUUUUUGUCGUAAGCAUCUUUUCUACUGUUGUUUGGUUCGUUAUUUGCUAUUCUGUGUCAUAAUGUGUCACCAGUGUCGAUGUUUGUGUUGUUGUUGUUAUUGUUGUUGCGUGUAUCAGCAAGUAAGGAUAAUUUGCAAUAAGAACGCUUCUUGUCUUCAACCAUAGCGAGAAAAAGUAGUAGGAAAUAAAUAAAGCAGCAACAAAAUCCGACACCGACGACUGAAAGAAUGCUAGGAGAGAAAAUUCAAAAAAUCGUACUGAAGUUAUAUUGAUAAGGUAUUGUAGAACAAUUUUUCUCUUAGCUUACUCACAUAAACAAAACAAAACACACCCGUACACAUCUUCUAGCACACUUUAUGAUGCAUAUUUGAGAGCACAGCGCUGUUAGUGGGGUUUCAGUCGAGGCAAAAGGGCUGCUAUUAAAUCGUACACAUACAUCAAGCAGGCACUGAGCAGAGAAAGUAGGGGAAAAACACUAUCAGAAAAUACAGUUGUAGAAUGUACUAAACCACCAAUACAUUGCCGUUGGCUUUAUUUGUUUCGAAAUCGGCUUCAUGUUUCUGUUUGCUACUCUACUACAAAUUGUUUAACUGUUGUUUAAUUAUAAUCAGACG
Molecule: messenger RNA, 10275 nt
Organism: Anopheles merus
Lineage: Eukaryota; Metazoa; Arthropoda; Insecta; Diptera; Culicidae
Gene: Hr3
Product: probable nuclear hormone receptor HR3
Exons: 13
Coding region: 4268-7402 (1044 amino acids)
Biological process (GO): regulation of transcription by RNA polymerase II
Cellular component (GO): nucleus
Molecular function (GO): nuclear receptor activity; zinc ion binding; RNA polymerase II cis-regulatory region sequence-specific DNA binding
Source: RefSeq, a predicted model, not a curated record